GCCCUGUCUGUCAGAAGCCCACCGCUCCCGGAAGCAUAUUUUCUUGGCCAAUCCAAACCCAAGACGGCGCGCAUGGCGACCACCGCGGCGGCGGCGGCGGCAGCGGCAGCGUCGCUGAGAUGCUUCCCCUCCUCCUCCUCCUCCGCCCUCAGGAACCGCGGCCCUAUCAGCAAUCGCGGCGUUGGCGUGGUCGCGUUUUCUCCGCGGCGCUGCGCGUCAUCGGUGGCGGCCGUGGCGGCGCCGUCGCGGGAGGCAGAGCCGGCUUCCUCGCUCGGGGACCUCGCCCGCGUCGACUUCCCCAUCCUCGACCAGGAAUUUGAUGGUAACAAAUUAGUUUACUUCGACAAUGGUGCAACAUCACAGAAACCCUCUCACGUAAUGAAAGCCUUGGACGACUACUACCGAUUUUAUAAUUCAAAUGUUCACCGUGGCAUUCAUGCUCUGAGUGCGAAGGCUACUGCUGCGUAUGAGAAUGCAAGAAUAAAAGUUGCAAAUUUCGUCAAUGCGGCUGAUAGUAGAGAAAUUAUUUUCACUCGUAAUGCUACAGAAGCUAUCAAUUUAGUAGCCUAUUCAUGGGGCCUAUCAAACCUGAAACAAGGAGAUGAGAUUGUUCUUACAGUUGCGGAGCAUCAUAGUGCUAUCGUUCCUUGGCAAUUUGUUUCCCAGAAGACUGGUGCUGUCUUAAAGUAUGUUGGGCUGACUAAAGAAGAGGUUCCAGACAUUGAGCAGUUAAAAGGGCUUAUCUCAAGCAAAACGAAGAUUGUGGUUGUCCAUCAUGUUUCAAAUGUACUCGGUUCAAUGCUUCCUAUUGAGGAAAUUGUAACAUGUUCAAACAGAGUUGGAGCUAAAGUUCUUGUAGAUGCUUGUCAAAGUGUUCCCCAUAUGCCAGUUGAUGUUCAGAAGCUUGGUGCAGAUUUUCUUGUUGGAUCUUCGCACAAGAUGUGUGGCCCUACAGGCGUCGGAUUCUUGCAUGGAAAAUAUGAAAUCUUGUCAUCUAUGGAGCCUUUCUUAGGUGGUGGUGAAAUGAUUGCAGAUGUGUUCCAAGACAAAUCUACAUAUGCUGAGCCGCCUUCUAGAUUUGAGGCUGGAACUCCUGCAAUUGGCGAAGCUAUAGGAUUGGGAGCAGCAAUAGAUUAUUUGUCACAGUUUGGCAUGCAGAGGAUCCAUGAGUACGAGAAAGAGCUGGGGACAUAUCUUUAUGAGAGCCUUCUUUCUGUUCCCAAUGUUCGGAUCUAUGGUCCGUCUCCUUCUCAAAGCUGUCACCGUGCUCCUUUAUGUUCUUUCAAUGUUGAGAACGUCCAUCCAACAGAUAUCGCAGAAAUUCUUGAUCUCCAGCACGGCAUAGCGAUUCGGUCAGGGCACCAUUGUGCUCAGAUUUUGCAUCGCACACUCGGGAUCAACGCCAGUGCCCGUGCUAGCCUCCACUUUUACAAUACCAAAGAGGAGGUGGAUGUGUUCAUCAACGGACUAAAAGAUACCAUCGAGUUCCUUACUUCCCAACACUAGUACAGCUCAGUUAGAGCAACCUUCUGCUUCCUCCUUUUAACUGAACUGUGGUAUAGAAACCUAAGCCUGCUGUCUUUCAGGCUUUUCUUGUAAAUCAUUGCACAGUCCAGUUUAUUUAAUACUCUUCCACUUGUGGAGUUUCGAAAUAAGCAUGAUUGGUCAUGCCAGCUCUGGCAGCUCAAGUAAUUUUCUACAUAAACUUUGUUAUACAUACAUGUAUAUGUUUAUUACUUAUUAGCACUUUGCACAUGUAUGAGAUAAAAUGAAGUUCUGUAGGUUA
Brachypodium distachyon (stiff brome) is the source of this 1786-nucleotide messenger RNA. RefSeq names its product cysteine desulfurase 1, chloroplastic. The transcript is spliced from 10 exons. Lineage: Eukaryota; Viridiplantae; Streptophyta; Magnoliopsida; Poales; Poaceae. Bases 73 to 1506 code for a protein of 477 amino acids. The record is from RefSeq and is a predicted model, not a curated record. Gene Ontology annotation, molecular function: pyridoxal phosphate binding; cysteine desulfurase activity.